Molecule: messenger RNA, 1663 nt
Organism: Orbicella faveolata
Lineage: Eukaryota; Metazoa; Cnidaria; Anthozoa; Scleractinia; Merulinidae
Product: 6-phosphofructo-2-kinase/fructose-2,6-bisphosphatase 1-like
Biological process (GO): fructose 2,6-bisphosphate metabolic process; fructose metabolic process
Cellular component (GO): cytosol
Molecular function (GO): 6-phosphofructo-2-kinase activity; ATP binding; fructose-2,6-bisphosphate 2-phosphatase activity
Source: RefSeq, a predicted model, not a curated record
UCCAUGGUGUUUUCAGGUGCUGUUCAGAAUGUUCAUGCAUCAUGCCUUUUAAUUGGAAACCUCUGUCUCUAAUUUGUGGUUAAAGAUAUUCAUGGGAUGACAGCAAUUUGCAUGCUAAUUGUUCUGGCUUGUUUAGAGCUUUGCAUGUUAACUACUUACUUUCUACAUGUCGCAGGAGUAUAUUUCAUUUACAAAGCUUGUGUUCUACAGAUAUCAACAAUGGAAACUAUAAACCAGGAUGUUGUGUACAAGAAUGCAGACACUUGUUACCCUGAAUAUUAUCCUCGUUUUGUCAAUGCGCCUACUGUUAUCACACUUGUUGGUCUGCCAGCAAGGGGAAAAACAUACAUGGCUAAAAAAUUGGGUCGUUAUCUCAACUGGAUUGGCAUCAAAACUAAAGUAUUUAAUGUUGGUGAGUACAGAAGAAGAGCUGUUGGUUCAGAUAAGCUGCAUGACUUUUUCAGAGUGGACAACACUGAAGCACAGACAAUUAGGAGACAGUGUGCCAUAGCCUGCCUGGAAGAUGUCAGCAAGUUUUUGAGUCGCGGAGGACAAGUAGCAAUAUUUGAUGCCACAAAUACAACAUUGGAGAGGAGAGCUUUGAUUAUGGAUUUCUGUAAAACCCGUGGAUUCAAGGUGUUUUUCAUGGAAUCCAUUUGUGAAGACCCAGAUAUAGUAGCAGCAAAUAUUAAGGUAAUGGGACAUGAAUUUCUUACAAAAGAGGAAUUUAAGUUAUGGGAAGUGUGGGUGGACUCGCCUGCUUCAUCCUUACCCCCACAGGAAGUGAAGGUCUUCAGUCCUGAUUACGUGACUGUGGAUAGAGACAUGGCUGUUGAGGACUUCAGGGAACGGAUCAAGCAUUAUGAAGAUGCUUAUCAAUCACUCUCUCUAGAGAAGGAGGGAAACCUUUCAUUUAUCAAGAUCAUUAAUGCAGGAGAGCAAUACCUUGUUAACAACAUUGACGGUUACCUUCAGAGUAGAGUUGUCUACUUUCUAAUGAACUCGCACAUCAAGAAAAGGUCAAUAUAUCUUGCAAGGCAUGGAGAGAGUGAAUUCAAUGUUCAAAAAAGACUUGGAGGCGACUCAGAUCUGACAGUCAGGGGAGAAGAGUUCUCAUUUGCUCUAGCAAGAUUCAUUGAGGAUGAGAAACUUAAAGAUUUAAAGGUUUGGACAAGUCAACUUAAAAGAGCUGUGGACACUGCACAGUAUCUCAAGGUCGUGUCAAUUGAGAGAUGGAAAGCUCUCAAUGAAAUGGAUCAUGGCAUCUAUGAUGGUAUGACCUUGGACGAAAUAAAAAAGAUGGACCCUGAAGAACACAAGGUUAUAGAGGAACAUCCGUUCAAUUACAGAUACCCCAGGGGAGAGUCGUACAGUGAUGUGUGUGCUCGACUUGAACCAGUUAUAAUGGAACUAGAAAGACAGUCCAACGUGUUGGUUAUUUGCCACGAGGCUAUCUUGCAGUGUCUCAUGGCAUACUUUUUGGACCACAGUUCAGGAGAACUUCCAAAUCUUAGUAUACCAUUUCACACGGUAUUCAAACUUACGCCCAUUGCCUAUGGAUGUAGAGUGGAGAGAUAUCCAUUGUUUGUGACUGCAAAUUCGGCUGGUGCAACUUCAGACAAGUAAGUGAUGAGUCUAGACGGCUACUUUACUUCUACACACC